Molecule: messenger RNA, 1426 nt
Organism: Cuscuta campestris
Lineage: Eukaryota; Viridiplantae; Streptophyta; Magnoliopsida; Solanales; Convolvulaceae
Source: the annotation of a GenBank genome assembly
AAAGCCCAUCUCAUUAGCCGCCCCAUCCCUUCCUACUUCGGUUUCGUAGACAACUAACGCAAACCGCAGAGGCGCUGGAGACGAAGCCUACUGCCGAAACCCAAUCGGAAAGAGAGUGCCGACUGCUGGAGAAGCCACCGGUAGAGAGACGCCGCCUCCGUUUCCUCCAGACGCCGCUGCACCCUCCAGUAAAAUUUAUGAAUUUGAAUUUUAUUUCAGAAAUAAUCCAAUAGCUAUAGGUCCUAAAGACCUAAACAUCUAUCCGGUAGUAAAAAAACGUAAAAAGAGAAAACAAGAUGAAGAUUGGGAAAGUAUCAAGCCGGAUAAGAAACGCUUUGGUCAUUUAUUUAUUUUCUUCUAAUAGUAUUACUUUAGUUAUCCUUUAUAUAUCAUUAGUUUACAUAUGUUAAUUUGCUAGACUUUAGAUAUAGGGCCUUUUUUUUAAUCUCGGCCCAAGCCGUUGAAUUCUCAGGACCGGCCCUGAACUUGAUACAUGCUUAGUAGCUAAGUGUAGUUGGGCCUAUUAUUGAGUUGUAAUUGGGUUGUGGUUGGGCUGUAGUGAGUUUGUUGUGAAUUAGUUAAGCUUCUAACUAAUUCAGUUGUAUAAUCUUGCUUAAAUAGGCAUGUAAGCUCUGUAUAACACAAGAAAAUACAUUUCAUCGUCUUCUUCCUUUUAUCUCUGCAAUUCUCUUUCUCUUCUACAAUUCCAUUGAAACAGCUUAGUUCGAGCACUAAUCUUCGAUAAAGUCCUACAUUUAUUUAGUAGCUACUCGAAUUAAGCAAUUAAUUCAUGUUCUACAUCACAAGUCUCUCCCUCAAUAGCAUAUCUCUAUCUCUCGCGGCUCUCUGGUGGAAUUUUCUAUUCAUAUCUCCAUAGGUUCUCAAAGGUUCGCUUCUUCUACAAGAUUGGGCUUCAUCGUCUAAGAAGUCUCACACAAUUUUUAAGACUCUCGACUCUCACAGGGAAAAAUGCAGGCAAGUGAUAGAUUUAAUAUCAACUCCCAGCUCGAGCACUUGCAGGCUAAAUAUGUAGGAACUGGACAUGCCGACCUGACAAGAUUUGAAUGGGCAGUGAAUAUACAGCGUGAUAGCUUUGCCUCUUAUAUUGGACAUUACCCAAUGCUGUCUUACUUUGCUAUUGCGGAGAACGAAUCUAUUGGUAGAGAGCGCUACAAUUUCAUGCAGGUUGGUGUUUAUUUUCUGCAUUUAACUUGAUUGUACUAUGUGUACUCUGCAUUAUUUUAGUGUUCCUCACUGCUUUUCUGUCUUGCUGUCUUAUGCUCCUUAUAUGUGGUCAUGUUUUAUCUACUUUACCUGAUCUUGUUUAUAUUAUUUUCUCCCAUUUACCACUCACUCUAUUCGGAUUUAGCUAUCCAUUUCUUCGUAUUUGCGCAUCCAAAAUUAGAAAUAUAUUGUCCUCUUACUG